This is a messenger RNA of Camellia sinensis, 1342 nucleotides long. RefSeq names its product indole-3-acetate O-methyltransferase 1. The record is from RefSeq and is a predicted model, not a curated record. NCBI's taxonomy places the organism in Eukaryota, Viridiplantae, Streptophyta, Magnoliopsida, Ericales, Theaceae. Gene Ontology annotation, molecular function: methyltransferase activity.
UCUAUAUAUACAGAUACAACACUCCUCUCUCUGUGUAUAUCCAAGUGUCUCUCUCUAUAUAUACAGAUACAACACUCCUCUCUCUUUGUGAGUGAGAUACCUCUGUUUCUAUAGAACACCAUUCUCAUUUUAUGAAACAUAUCAAAAUGGCUGCAACAGGAGACAAUGUAGUUGUUUCAAGUAUGAAGCUUGAGAGGAUGCUUAGCAUGAAAGGAGGCAAAGGAGAGUCUAGCUAUGCCAACAACUCUCAAGCUCAGGCAAUACAUGCUCGAUCAAUGCUUCAUCUUCUUGAAGAAACCCUAGACAUAGUACAACUACACUCGCCGGAAGUUCCAUUCGCUGUGGCUGACUUAGGGUGCUCCUCUGGUACCAACACGAUCUACAUCGUCGAUGUGAUCAUCAAUCACAUGAUCAAGCGGUACGAGGCGUUGGGGUAUGAUCCACCGGAGUUCUCAGCUUUCUUCUCCGACCUCCCAUCCAAUGACUUCAACACUCUCUUCCAGCUAAUCCCACCGUUGGCCAACAAUGGUGGGAGCAGCAUGGAGGAGUGCCUCACCACCAGCAGCCACCGCUCGUACUUUGCCGCCGGAGUUCCUGGGUCCUUUCACCGGCGGCUGUUUCCAGCGAGAUCUGUUGAUAUUUUCUACUCUGCAUUUUCUUUGCACUGGCUCUCCCAGGUGCCAGAUAAGGUGGUAGACAAGAGAUCAACGGCGUACAACGAAGGAAGGGUUUUCAUCCACGGUGCAAAUGCGAUCACAGCAAAUGCAUACAAGAAGCAAUUCAAGACAGACUUAGCAGGGUUUCUGAGAUCAAGAUCACAGGAGAUGAAGAGAGGUGGGUCCAUGUUCUUGGUCUGCUUGGGUAGAACUUCUCUGGACCCCACUGACCAAGGUGGGGCAGGGUUACUCUUUGGGACCCACUUUCAGGAUGCUUGGGAUGAUCUUGUCCAAGAGGGUCUUAUUACUUGUGAGCAACGUGACAACUUCAACAUUCCGGUGUAUGCACCAAGCCUACAAGAUUUCAAAGAGGUAGUUGAAGCUAACGGCUCAUUUACUAUCAACAAGCUUGAGGUGUUCAAAGGAGGAAGUCCACUUGUGGUCAACUGUCCUGACGACGCAACCGAGGUUGGUCGAGCCCUGGCUAAUAGUUGCAGGGCCGUGAGCGGGGUCUUAGUCGAUGCACACAUAGGUGAUUGGCUUAGCGAGGAGUUAUUCUCACGGGUUGAGCGCCGAGCCACAAACCAUGCCAAAGAGUUGUUAGAUCAGCUACAAUUCUUUCACAUAGUCGCAUCGCUUUCUCUUGCUUAGAAAAAAAAAAAAAAAGACAAAAAGGAAGGAAAAAA